AUGGCCAGACAAGAAGGGCAGCUGCUGAUUAAUUUGAAAACGAGCUAUCCCGAUGAGCGAUGGCGCUGCAUUUCUGAGGAGCAGGAAAGCUGUGCCAAGCGCCGGGAUGAGAACGGGCCCAGCGCUAAGAAAGCUCUGCUGAAUUUUGAUGGGGGAGCAAAGGAGACCCCUCUGAACGCGGAGGAGCACAACAUCCAAGAUGCCGCUGCCAGGUUUUUAAAGAGAGACAAACUGAUGUUUGAGGGGGUGCUGGAUCUCACAGAGAUGACACGUAUUGAAUUCAAGAACUUCUCUACAGGGAAUAUCUUGGAAUACAUUAGAAAAACCCUUCCAAAUUACAUCUCUGCCUUUGCAAACGCUCAGGGUGGUUAUUUAUUUUUUGGAGUGGAUGACAGCAGUAAAGUCAUUGGAAACUGUAGUGGAGUGAAGAAAGAAGCUUUAGAAAAAACAGUAGCUGAUACCGCGGGCUCGAUGCCCGUCCAUCACUUCUGCGGCUCUCAGGCUGACGUGCAGUUUAAGACUUCCAUCCUGAGCGUUUACGACAGAGCAGAACGCUUGCAGGGCUACGAACGCGCUGUGCGAGCUGAAGCGCUUUGCCGUGCUGUUUUCCACGAUAACCCCGAAUCCCGGAUUGUGAUGGGCGACACAAUCGAAAGACGGAGCGUCAGAAAAUGGACGGAGCUCGUGACAGCUGCAGACCCGGUGGGUUCUAAGGAAACCAAAUGGAAGCCAGAAACCAUCUGCGCCGACCUGUUCUCAGAGUAUCCUGCAUUAGAGGAUUUAAUGAAAAAACAAAUCCAUCCACUUAACACGGGGGUACCGAUAUUUUCAAGGAGUUGGGCUGUUGACGUUGGAUUGCGGAAAAAACAGGAUAUUGUGUGUGAUGUUCUUUUAGUAGCUGAAAAUGCAUAUCCAGUAUUGUAUACUGUAGUCAAGGACGCCUCUUUGGCUGAGUCUGGAAACUCGAGAGAAGCUGCUUACGCGUUAGAGCAGAAACUAGUCCAUGAUGGGGGAGAUGCUUCCAAAGAUGACAUCGUCCCCUGCAGGGACGUCCCCGCGCUCCUGCGUGCACCAGUGAUUGUUGUGCUGCGCUUUAAGUCCUGCUUAAGCGACGAUCUCGGCUGUGAGAUUUUCAGCCUUCUCACUCCCAAACAGUAUGAGCUGCUCUCCGAGAACCUGCACAAAGUCAAGGAGCAGUUUGUCCUUGGUCUUCCUGGAACAGGGAAAACAACUGUGGCUUUGGAGAUCAUUAAGAGAAUAAGAAACAUUUUCAGCUGUUCUGCAGAAGAGAGACUCUACAUUUGCGAAAACGAAGCCUUGAAGAAGUUUGUGGGAGAUAGGACCUGCCGGUCGGUGACACGUACUGCCUUCCUACAUGGGAACUUCCCAGAAGUGAAACACAUUGCGGUUGAUGAAACUCAGAAUUUUUUCAAGAAAAAAAGUGGCAUUUUCUGGGUCUUCCUGGUUUCCUUCCAGUCCACUCACCCGUAUGGUUGUGGUCUUAACUUUUCAGAGCUAUAUCCUUGGGAAUGGUUGACCAAAGUGGUCCGUAAUGCCAGACAAAUAAGGAACUGCAGGGUGAGCUGUGCCUUGCGGCCCGCGGAGGAUGCUUCAGCAAACGUCAUUGUUCUCGACAGCAUCCGACGCGUCUCAGGCCUCGAGAGGAGGAUUGUGUUUGGCAUAAACCCUGUCCCUGCACAAGAGGAGAUAACUCUCAAUCUUUGGCUCUGCGCGGCAUCCAGAGCCAACACCAAACUCCAUUUGCUGUAUGACAAAGAAAAUACGUUAUUUAGAGAUGUGUUUUUAAACGUUUAUUCUGACCUACUGCUACGGACACCAGAAUGCUUCGCUCAUUUUUUGUUCGGUGAUAUUAUAGGGCAGCCUUAA
Molecule: messenger RNA, 1887 nt
Organism: Nipponia nippon (crested ibis)
Lineage: Eukaryota; Metazoa; Chordata; Aves; Pelecaniformes; Threskiornithidae
Source: RefSeq, a predicted model, not a curated record